AUGACAAGAGAGAGUGUGUGGUUGUUAGUGAGGAGGAGCAAAUCUUUGUUUACACAAAAUCUGCGUAUUUUCUCAACAAUAUCUCAGGAUCCGAGGAAAAAACUGAUGGAGAAAAAUGAGAAGAUGAUAAAGGAUGUUGAGAAAAAAAUCACUCGUGUUUUGUUUUGUGGUUAUCACUUUCCAGCUUCUAAUCAAUAUACAGCUGAAUAUUUGCAGAAUCAUUCAUCUAUAAAGGUUGACGUUCUACCUUUGGAAGAAGUGCCGAAUGCUAUUGGCAACUAUCAUGCUUGCAUCGUAAAAAGUAUGAAGCUAGAUUCGAAUGUGAUUUCACGUGCAUUUCAGAUGCAGCUUAUAAUGCAAUACGGUGUUGGGCUAGAAGGCGUUGAUAUCGAUGCUGCAACAAAGCAUGGAAUCAAAGUUGCUAGGAUUCCUGGUAAUGUAACUGGAAAUUCUGCUUCGUGCGCUGAAAUGGCCAUAUAUCUAAUGCUCGGUCUCCUCCGUAAGCAAAAUGAACUGCAGAUUUCGAUAAAACAAAGAAAGCUUGGAGAGCCUACCAGUGAUACUAUAUUCGGGAAAACGAUAUUCAUUUUGGGCUUCGGGAACAUUGGAACGGAUUUAGCACGGCGAUUGAAACCAUUUGGUGUAAAAGUUAUUGCUACAAAGCGAAGCUGGGCUUCACCUGCACAACACAGUAGCGAAAUCAGAAAUGAUGUUGAUGAUCUUGUUGAUGAGAAGGGUACUUCUGAAGAUAUCUAUGAUUUUGCGGCGAAAGCUGACAUUGUUGUUUGCUGCUUAAGCUUAAACAGCGAAACGGCUGGUAUUGUAAACAAUAGCUUCAUAUCUUCUAUGAAAAAGGGUGCUCUUCUGGUGAAUGUUGCUAGAGGUCGUCUUUUAGACUAUGAUGCUGUGGUCGAACACCUUGAAUCCGGUCAUUUAGGAGGGUUAGGCACCGAUGUUGCAUGGACGGAGCCAUUUGAUCCCGACGAUCGGAUAUUGAAAUUUAAGAAUGUUAUCAUGACUCCUCAUAUUGCAGGUGUUACCGAACAUUCAUAUAGAUCCAUGGCUAAGGUUGUUGGUGAUGUGGUUCUUCAACUUCAUGAUGGGCUUCCUUUGACUGGGAUUGAGUUAGUCAAUUGA
Messenger RNA from Lathyrus sativus (Indian pea), 1137 nucleotides. Lineage: Eukaryota; Viridiplantae; Streptophyta; Magnoliopsida; Fabales; Fabaceae. The record is from the annotation of a GenBank genome assembly.